This is a messenger RNA of Malaclemys terrapin pileata, 1586 nucleotides long. Its product is annotated as CD59 glycoprotein-like. The transcript has 4 exons. The coding region runs from base 189 to 557 and encodes 122 amino acids. The record is from RefSeq and is a predicted model, not a curated record. Lineage: Eukaryota; Metazoa; Chordata; Testudines; Emydidae.
UUACGGGGGCGCUUUCCAGCGCUGACGCUUGCUGCGCUCGGGGGGGUGUUUUUUCACACCCCUAAGCCAGAAAGUUGCCGCGCUGUAAAUUGCCGGGGCAGACAAGCCCUAGCCGCCUGCAGCGGGCUGGCCCCCUCCCAGACCGCGGGGCGGGAGGAGGGAGACGAGAAGAGGAUAUAGGACGAAACAUGAACGGGAACAAAACAAAUUGUGUCCUGCUCACUGGCUUCAUUAUUCUGGCUGUGUUUUGCAGUUCUGGAUAUAUGCUGAAGUGUUACAACUGUCCACUUACUGCUCUGCCAUGUAAGACCAAUAUUACCUGCCCAAGUGACACUGAUUCUUGCCUAUGGAUUAAAAGUGGUGAAAGGACGCUCUUUGAUUGCUAUAAAUAUUCCAACUGCGAUAUGAACGGAAUUAAAGAGAAAUACAAGUUGGACAACUUUAAUUUCAAAUGUUGCCAAAAAGAUCUGUGUAACAGGAGUCAAACCACAAUGAUUAGUACAGCAGUCUUCAGCAUUGCUACCGUGAUGACCAUGAUCUGGAUACUCUGCUUUUAAGAUGGAGGGGAAAAAAGAUAAUUUUGUUUUCUUAAAUACCUACUGAUUUAUAAAUCAUACAUAUAAACAUGCUGUCUAUUGUAUACAAUUUUUGUGCCUAGAGUAGUUGUGAUUGAGAAAGCAGACUUAGAAAAAAACAGUUUUUGGAAAAGCUAUAUGUUAAAAUGUAGGGAAAGUACAUCUGUAGUGGUAGAUAAUUAUAACUUCUAUCAAGAAUCUGCAGUUAUGUGUUAUCUGGAGUAAAUUCUUUCCCUUGCUUGCAGUGAGUUUCACAUCUCUGAUCUGAUUUGAGUUUGUCCUUUGCACUCCAGUUGUGGCAAUGUUACAUAGCCUUUCAAAGGUGUAAGCCAUUUUUUAAAGUCAGACUAUUGUUUGUGAAACUGUUAGGAGUUGGUCUUGCCCAGUAGUUUUUCCUUUAUUUUCUUAUGUAAUUGUUCUGCUUGAAAAUAUGUUUAACAAAUGCACCUAACUCCCCAUAUCAGGUCAUAAUUGCUUUUUUGUAGAACACUUAUAACUGCCAAAAUUGUAUUAUUAUUGGUACUGCUUUGUGGCUAAUGCACUGCAUGUUUAUACAUGAAAUGACUCUCGACAGUCUGUUUUGUUAUAAAGUGUAGUGACUCAGACUGGGGUGAUAUCUGCAGUCCCUCUCAUAUUCCUGGAGAACUUCUGUAGGAGAACUUCUUCUCCUUUCUGAGAAGUAAUGUAAAUACACUGAGGGGCAUGCUCUUACUUCACUUAGAGAAGGGGUGAAGUGAAUUACCACUGUCCUUUUUUUUUUUUUUUUUUUUUGGAUGCUUGAGAUCUUUAAUCUGUGGCAUCUAGAGUUUCCUAUGCUGAGCACUACACUUCAUCUUGGUGACUGUGUCUUUGAACAGAUUGUAAAGGCACCAUGAUGCAACUGAUGGCAAGUUUUUUUUUUUCCCUUCAAAAUGAUUUAUCCACUUAAACAAUUCUGUAACUUCAGUGAUCGUUCAGACUCAGCAGUAAUGUGGGGUGAUAAUAAAAUAUGAGCUGUGGCUGGUUUAUUUA